CACAGGACUUCGCAACGUCACCAGCAAGGGCAGGGUUAGGAGGCUGCACACCACUUUGAAGACGCACAACACAGACGCGCCGUCCAACACGCUGUCCAUAUCUGCGGGGAAAUGACACGCAUGCAGCUCAGAACAGGGCGCCUUGCUUGCUUGCACCUGGAGCAGUGCUGGGUGUGGCAUUGUUUGAACGGCUCGGGGAACCAGUUGGGCAACUAGCUGGACCACGAGACGAGCGUGUCGAGACAAACAAGGUUAGAGGGAAACAGAGAGGGAAUUAUUGAACUUGUUCGGGCAACUGCAUGUUAAUACACUGAACCCUCCCUCCCUCAGGCCUUGUUGGAUUUUCUUAACGUCUAUUUUUUUCCCUCAUUGUAAUUAUUGAAAUGCUGCAUGCUUUUUCAUUUUACGUUUUCGCACUUCUUUUUUGCAGAAAGUACAAUUGGUGCCUUGAUGUGAGUUUAAUUCAUUCCUUGACCGUGCUUGUAACUUUUCCUAUUCAAAUGAAUGAAUGUGCCAUUAAUCCGUUCCAGCCUUGCAAAGAAAAUAUUUUUUGAUUCUGCUUGACAGAUAGAUUAGCCGUCUUCUCUCCGCUUCAAAACAGCUUUUCUCCCAUAUACAGCUUUCUGGUCUUCAGAAACGAAAAUUAAAAGUUAAAUCAGAAUCAGCUUUAUUGGCCAGGUUUGUGCAUGCCAAACGUCAUCAAAUCAAAAAUAAAACGACAAUAACAAAGAAAAAAGUAACAACAGGCCAGCUGGUGAGAGGCCUAAAUAUUGUAAAUGAUGUUCAAAAGUAUACACUUCAAAUGUUUUAUGCAAGCAAAAAAAAAAAUUGCCCAGUGUAAUAAUAAUGGUGAUGACGCUCCUCGCGCGGACCGCUCAGUCAGUCAAGUGUUAAGAGCGCCACCUGGUGCUGAUGUGCGCACAUCAGCGCGCGCGUUCACGUGCAGAAUUUCCACCAACAUAGAGGCAGCGCGUUCACGUUCCCUCCCAUCGUCCUCUCUACCCCAAAAUUCCCCCCAAAAUGUGGCAUAAAAUGGGUUAAAAAAAGAAAGAGAAGAAAAGAUCGUAUUGCUGCCGGGGGUUCGCCUCCUGCAGGACCCAGAAGUGAACAACAGGCGACCCGGAAGGUUUGAAGUCCGCCUGACUGCAAAUCGACACGAAAAGAAGACGAGUGGCGAUCGUUGCCCAAAGAAUCAUCGUGCCAGCUGCGCGCUCACUCAAGCAGAAUGGCGGAACCUCGCUUUAACAGUCCCUAUUUUUGGCCCCCGCCACCAGCCAUGGCUGUCACGCAGGAGCAGCUGAUGGCGGAGAAGAUUCGAGCGUCUCAUCCAGCCCCUGUGACGCUCCCCUCCCAGCAGCCCUUGCUGUCUCCAGAAGGCGACCAGCACGUGACGUCCAAAGCCCAGCAGUCAGACGUCGUCCUGCACUCCAGCCCCGCUCGGCCCACCUCCAGCUCACUCACGGGUCGAAUUCUCGGCGACGUCAACUUGAACCUGGACGGCAAAGCGGCCAUCAAAGCCAGGGGACUGUGGGAGGACUGGCGGCAGCUCAUUGAACACCCUGCUCGGGCAAACCACCUCUCAGGCGUUUCUCUGGCAUCCAGAACAGGAAACCUCAACAACUCUGAGGUCACCUCGCCCGCAACGCCGCCCUCGGGUGCCUCCACACCCCACCUGCUCUCCAGCUUCGCCAACCCCCACGGGAUGGACCCCGGGAGAACCAACGGAGGUCUCAUGAGCCUACUCGGGGUGUCCAAGCCGCCGAAAGACGGGCGUCGGAAAAUCAAAGCGGAGAACGGCUCCUCGCUCUUGGUGGUGCCGUACCCCAUCCUGGCGUCCAGCAACGACCAGUCCGCCAUCAGCAUCACUGCCAAAGAGAAAACGUACAGGUGUAAAGUGUGCCCGCUCACCUUCUUCUCCAAGUCGGACAUGCAGAUUCACUCGAAGACGCACACGGAGGCCAAGGCGUACAAGUGCCCUCACUGCACCAAGACGUUCGCCAACGCCCCGUACCUGGCGCAGCACCUGCGCAUCCACUUGGGCCUCAAGCCGUACCGGUGCGCCUACUGCGAGAAGUGCUUUCGACAGCUCUCGCACCUGCAGCAGCACACCAGAAUCCACACGGGGGAUCGUCCGUAUAAAUGCUUCCAGCCCGGAUGUGAGAAGGCCUUCACGCAGCUGUCUAAUCUUCAGUCUCACCAGAGGCACCACAACAAAGACAAGGCGUUCAAGUGUUCCAACUGCUUCCGGGCUUACUCGGACGCGGCGUCGCUGCAGAUGCACCUUUCGGCCCACGCCAUCAAGACGGCUCGGGCCUACUGCUGCAGCACGUGCGACAGAGCGUACACGUCGGAGACCUACCUCAUGAAGCACAUGUGCAAGCACGCAGCGGCGCAACACGGAGGGCCUCGGAGGAACGACGCCCCCCACCACCACCCCCGGACGGAUGCCUCAGACCUGAGCGCGGCCGCCAUUUUGUCCCGACAUCACCUCGCUCUCUCCGUUUAGUAUACGACGACAACCAUAUGGACUCGGGUACGACCAAAAACAAGAAACAAAGUGCCAGAGUGUACUAAUAUCCUAUGAGGAGGUACAGUAAUACUUUCCUCCGUAUUAAUUAUAAAUAUAUAUAUAUAUACGCAUCUGGAUUAUGUCUAAUGAGCACUUUGAGGCCUGAAAAGGACAGACUUAUAACAUUUAUUGUGAUGUCACAGAUUGUUCUUUUUUUAUACGCUCCCUAACUUUUUUAAUGCUCGUUAAGGUAUCUUCUAUAAAUAGUAUGCGUUCCAAGUUGAUGUAAAUAUUAUGUGCUGAGUUUUUUUGUAUCGUUGGUAUUUAUUCUUUUUGGCCACAUUCCCUCCUAAGAUCACCUAUGUUUUGAUAAGAAAAAAAGAAAAAAAACGGGUUCAACUCAGAGGCCGGCAUAUUAGGUCCACCCGCACAAUUUAAUACGAAUAAGAGUUAUCUUAUGUCACAAAAUUUGCCUUUGCAAAGACAAUAGUGUUAAGUUUAACAAUCUGUUUAUUAUUGUGGUAGCCUCGUGUGUCCUAACACAAAAACAACAUAGGAUUGACUGUCAAACUCUUUUUAAAGAAUAAAACAAUAAUCCGAACUUCA
This is a messenger RNA of Syngnathus typhle (broad-nosed pipefish), 3115 nucleotides long. RefSeq names its product zinc finger protein 362a (gene znf362a). Gene Ontology annotation, cellular component: nucleus. Bases 1226 to 2506 code for a protein of 426 amino acids. Lineage: Eukaryota; Metazoa; Chordata; Actinopteri; Syngnathiformes; Syngnathidae. The transcript has 10 exons. The record is from RefSeq and is a predicted model, not a curated record.